Molecule: messenger RNA, 1406 nt
Organism: Gossypium raimondii (Peruvian cotton)
Lineage: Eukaryota; Viridiplantae; Streptophyta; Magnoliopsida; Malvales; Malvaceae
Exons: 13
Coding region: 173-1249 (358 amino acids)
Biological process (GO): proteolysis
Molecular function (GO): serine-type peptidase activity
Source: RefSeq, a predicted model, not a curated record
UUCCUCUUCCUACGUUCUUCGGCAGCCUACAACUAUAACUCGACACCUAUUAUCAUCUACGAGACACGUGUGCUGUUUUCCACACGUGCCACCCCGCCUACCCACUCCCUUUAAGUACCAAUUUCAAAUCGUAAAUUUAUCCAUCGCCGGCUCCAGAGUGACAGAAACCGAAAUGGAAGUUAACGGCGGCGCAGUCUCCGAUCCCGAAACUAUCCGUUCUCAGUUCCUUCAACUACUCCGUACCAGACGAAAUGCUCAACUUCCUUUGACUGUGGAACCUGCGAAACCUGUGGUUAAGCCUUUGUUCCAAGACGUUACCCCGCCAACCUUCAGUGAGGCAAUGGAAUCUUGUCCAAAGGCUAACAUUGGAAACCUUAAGGAACUGCUCAAAGAGGAAAAUCUGUAUCUCCAUACUGAGGCUGGAGAUCAAGGAAAAUUGCCCGUGUUGAUUUUAAGUACGAAAGGAAACAAUCAAGAAAAGAGGCCUGCUGUUGUUUUUCUGCAUAGUACUCAUAAGUGCAAAGAGUGGUUACGCCCAUUGCUUGAGGCUUAUGCUUCACGGGGAUAUGUAGCCAUUGGAGUCGAUUCCCGCUAUCAUGGUGAACGGGCCAGCAGUCUAACUACUUAUAGAGAUGCCCUGGUAUCAUCAUGGAAAAAUGGGGAUACAAUGCCAUUCAUAUUUGAUACGGUGUGGGAUUUGAUAAAACUUGCAGAUUAUUUAACCGGGAGAGAUGACAUAGAUCCUACUAAGAUUGGAAUUACUGGCGAAUCACUUGGAGGAAUGCAUGCAUGGUUUGCUGCUUUUGCUGACACCCGCUAUGCAGUGGCAGCCCCAAUAAUUGGUGUUCAGGGAUUUCGAUGGGCAAUAGAUAAUGAUAAGUGGCAGGCUCGAGUUGACAGUAUAAAGGCUGUAUUUGAAGAAGCAAGGACUGAUUUAGGCAAGAAUGAAAUUGAUAAAGAAGUGGUGGAGAAGGUUUGGGAUAGGAUUGCUCCUGGUCUAGCCUCUCAGUUCGAUGCACCUAACACGGUGCCGGCUAUUGCACCUCGCCCUUUGUUAAUUGUAAAUGGAGCUGAAGAUCCCCGUUGCCCUCUUGAAGGCUUAGAAAUUCCCAAGACAAGGGCAUACGAGGCUUAUGGAGAGGCCCAUUCAGACAACUUUAAGCUUGUGGCUGAACCUGGAAUAGGGCAUCAAAUGACACCAUUAAUGGUGAAAGAAGCGAGUGAUUGGUUUGACCAGUUCCUCAAAUAAUAAUUGUAAGGGCCUCUGUCUGUGUUGUUAUUGUUUGUAGAUGUAAUGUAUUUCCUAAUAUGUAUGCUUCAUCAUGAAUGAUUUGAUGAACUCAGAGAUCAAAUCUCUUAAUGUACUUAUAAUUCUUAAUAGUAAGAAAAUAAUUCCCUUCUUUUGA